Messenger RNA from Contarinia nasturtii (swede midge), 765 nucleotides. RefSeq names its product dynein light chain Tctex-type (gene Dlc90F). NCBI's taxonomy places the organism in Eukaryota, Metazoa, Arthropoda, Insecta, Diptera, Cecidomyiidae. Bases 209 to 547 code for a protein of 112 amino acids. The record is from RefSeq and is a predicted model, not a curated record. Gene Ontology annotation, molecular function: dynein intermediate chain binding. The transcript is spliced from 4 exons. Gene Ontology annotation, cellular component: cytoplasm; cytoplasmic dynein complex. Gene Ontology annotation, biological process: microtubule-based movement.
AAAUGACUGAUUCAUUCCACUUUCAUUUAUAGUCCGAAUUCUCAUCGAGCGAAAAUUACAUCGAUUUUGUUACCUGGAACAUAAUAUAUCAAAAUCAAAAGCAAAAUUCACAAGUUCUUAAAAUCAAAAUCACAACAGUACUUGAACAAAUUAUCAGUGAUUUCAAAUAGAGAAACCGAAAAGGCUUUGAGUUUAAUCGAAAAACAAAAUGAUUGAUGACAUUAAAGAUGAGAAUCAAUUCGUCGUCGACGAUGUGAGUAAAAUAAUUAAAGAAGCUAUCGAAAACACAAUUGGUGGUAACGCAUAUCAACAUGACAAAGUGAAUCAUUGGACCAAAACGGUGGUUGACAAUUGUCUCGCUGUCUUGACAAAACUUCAAAAACCAUACAAAUACAUUGUAACUUGCAUGAUUAUGCAAAAGAAUGGUGCCGGUUUGCAUACAGCUAGCUCAUGUUAUUGGAACAAUGAAACGGACGGUUCGUGUACGGUUCGUUGGGAGAAUAAGACAAUGUAUUGCAUAGUAUCUGUCUUUGGUUUGGCCAUUUAAAAAUCUACACACCACUAUUCCUUCCCACAAUAGCCGCCAAUAUCUUCAAAGAAAUAAAUGGCUUCGAAAGCGUCCGUUGUGUAAAAUUCUUGAACAAUGGAAUUAAACAAUUGAUAUAGUUAGAGCUUAAUGGAUAAGUUAGACUAAAAAAAUCUGAUUUAAUUUGUAAUUUUUAUGAACCGAAAUAAAUUGAACGCAAAUGGCAAUAAAAAUGAAAA